AGCAGAGAGAAGCUGUGGACAUUCACAAGAUGGUGAAGAUGCAGUGGAGUCUGUUUGUGUUCAUUGUGAUGGGUCAGUGUUCCUCCAUUGGGGGUCAGCUGUAUGACUACCACUUCAUUGGAGAGAAUAAGACCUGGAAAGAAGCCCAGAAGUAUUGCAGAAAGAACCACACUGACCUGGCCACAGUGUCUAACCAGACAGACAUGAAGAGACUCCUUAACUCCACGACUGCAAAGUAUCCAGACGGAGCCUGGAUUGGGCUGCAGCAAGACUGGCGCUGGUCUCAGUCAGGGGUGGAGUACAACGAGAGUAAAUGGUCUCCAGGACAGCCGAAUAAUGUAGGCAAUCGUGAGAACUGUGUGAGGAUGAAGAAUGACACAUGGGAUGACGACUCUUGUACUACAAAAUAUAACUUUAUCUGCUAUGACGAUUCAGUGAUCCUGAUCAAGGAGAGCAUGAUCUGGGAGGAUGCGUUAUAUUACUGCAGACAUCACCAUGGCGACCUUGUCUCCAUCACCAACCUGGACGAUCAGCGCUGGGUCCAGGAGAGAGCCAAGAUGGCCUCCACUCCCCACGUGUGGCUGGGACUGCGCUACACCUGCACUCUGGACUUCUGGUUCUGGGUCAGUGACGAGACGGUCCACUACACCAACUGGGGCCCCGGCCAGCCUGGGGACGACUGCAACAUGUCUGGAGCCAUGGACCGAAAUGGAACUUGGGUCAAAUUGAUCGACGAUAAGAACCAGCUUAACUUCAUCUGUUCCAAGUAA
This is a messenger RNA of Perca fluviatilis (European perch), 770 nucleotides long. Its product is annotated as macrophage mannose receptor 1-like. The record is from RefSeq and is a predicted model, not a curated record. Lineage: Eukaryota; Metazoa; Chordata; Actinopteri; Perciformes; Percidae. Bases 30 to 770 code for a protein of 246 amino acids. The transcript is spliced from 4 exons.